AUGUUAGGAAGUGCGGCUGCUUUGCUUUUAGUUUGGAGGGAGUCCCUUUUUUGCAGAAGGUGGACGGACGUGCUCCCGGGAAGCAGCCGCCGGGGCCAGGGAGCAGGAUUUGGGUCCCCAUCCGGCAAACCUCUGUCCGCAAGUGGCGCAGGAGCUGCCGGGCGGGGAGGUGUUGGUAUGGCCAGCCCCCGGCCUCCCAAAUACCUCCUCGUCUUCGAUUUCGACGAGACCAUCAUCAACGAGAACAGCGAUGACUCCAUCGUCCGAGCAGCGCCGGGGCAGGCGCUUCCGGAGCACAUCCGACAGACCUUCCGCGAGGGCUUCUACAACGAGUACAUGCAGCGCGUCCUGGCGUACAUGGGGGACCAGGGAGUCAAGAUGGGCGACUUCAAGACUGUCUACGAGAACAUCCCCCUGUCCCCUGGCAUGCCGGACCUCUUCCAGUUCCUCUCCAAGAACCAUGAGCUCUUCGAGAUCAUCCUCAUCUCCGACGCCAACAUGUUCGGCAUCGAGUGCAAUCUGAGGGCAGCUGGUUUCUACUCCCUCUUCCGCAAGAUCUUCAGCAACCCGUCCAGCUUUGACAAGAAGGGGUACUUCACCCUGGGGCCCUACCACAGCCACAAGUGCCUUGACUGCCCGGCCAACAUGUGCAAACGCAAAAUCCUGACGGAGUACCUGGCCGAGAGAGCCCAGGAGGAGGUGGAGUUCGAGAGGGUCUUCUACGUGGGAGAUGGUGCCAAUGACUUCUGCCCUUCCGUGACUUUGACUUCCGCCGAUGUGGCUUUCCCGCGGAAGGGCUACCCCAUGCACCGCAUGACGCAAGAGAUGGAGAAGCAGCAGCCUGGAGCCUUCCAGGCCACUGUCGUCCCCUGGGAGUCGGCUGCAGAGGUCGCCCGCUAUCUCCAGGAGGUCCUCAAGAAGAAGUGUUGAGGAUGGCACGGAAGAGACUUGCGUACUAUAAGCGGCUGGGAAAGGAGAAGCCUGGGGGGAUCAC
Molecule: messenger RNA, 994 nt
Organism: Pelecanus crispus (Dalmatian pelican)
Lineage: Eukaryota; Metazoa; Chordata; Aves; Pelecaniformes; Pelecanidae
Source: RefSeq, a predicted model, not a curated record